CCGGCCUGCGCAGCAAUGUCGGUGGUGGAGGAAAACCGGCCGUUCGCCCAGCAGCUCUCCAACGUCUACUUCACCAUCCUCUCCCUUUUCUGCUUCAAGCUCUUUGUGAAAAUCAGCCUGGCCAUCCUCAGCCACUUCUACAUAGUGAAAGGCAACCGCAAGGAAGCGGCUCGGAUAGCGGCCGAGUUUUACGGAGUAACCCAAGGACAAGGUUCCUGGGCAGAUCGGUCACCACUACAUGAAGCAGCCAGUCAAGGUCGUCUUCUAGCUCUGAGGACAUUGUUAUCACAGGGUUAUAAUGUCAACGCAGUGACCAUAGACCAUGUCACGCCAUUACAUGAAGCCUGCCUUGGAGAUCACGUGGCCUGUGCCAGGACACUUCUGCAAGCUGGAGCCAACGUAAACGCGAUCACCAUAGACGGCGUGACCCCCUUAUUCAACGCAUGUUCACAAGGCAGCACCAGCUGCACAGAACUGCUCCUGGAAUAUGGCGCCAAACCCCAGCUGGAGUCCUGCCUUCCUUCCCCUACGCAUGAGGCGGCCAGCAAAGGUCACCACGAAUGUCUGGAAAUCCUGAUAUCCUGGGGUGUAGAUGUUGACCAAGACAUUCCCCAUCUGGGAACCCCUCUGUAUGUAGCUUGCAUGUCCCAGCAGUUCCAUUGCGUCCGGAAGCUUCUUUACGCUGGCGCUGAUGUACAAAAAGGCAAAUAUUGGGAUACUCCAUUACACGCUGCUGCUCAACAGUCCUGUACGGAAAUUGUAAACUUACUGCUAGAAUUUGGAGCAGACAUCAAUGCCAAAAACACAGAUCUUCUGAGACCUGUCGAUGUGGCGACUUCUAAUAGUUUGGUGGAAAGAUUAUUGCUUCAGCAUGAAGCCACCCCAAGCUCUCUAUGCCAGCUCUGCAGACUCUGUAUCAGAAACUACAUCGGUAGACCAAGGUUACACCUUAUCCCACAGCUCCAGCUGCCAACGUUGUUGCAGAAUUUCUUACAGUAUCGAUAAGGGAGUAAAAUAAUUCUAAACGUCUGAAAAUCAGAAAUUUCUAUUUCAUCUGCAUAGUGUAUAUUUCAUAUUAAAACGUGUUAAAGAGAUGGUAGAGAUAUGAGAACACCCAGGAAGAAGUGAAAUAGCAAUUUUAGUUAAAGUGUACUAGUUCAUAGUCUGUUUUAUGCAUUUUUACUGUUUUUGGACUACAAUAUGUUUAAAGUAUCUAUGUGAACCCUUACUAAAAGUAUUCAUAUAUUUUUGAAGGUCUAUAUUCUUCAAUUAAUGUUUAUGCUUUUAAGUUUUGGCCUCUGUAAUUGAUUAUUUCUGUAUUGUUGAUAUUAAUACAAAAUAUGAGUAUGGUUUAGAAAAGAGCAGCUCAUAUAUUUUUUUUUUUUGAAAUAAACAUGACUGUCAUUCAGGAAACCCACUA
Dama dama (fallow deer) is the source of this 1420-nucleotide messenger RNA. RefSeq names its product ankyrin repeat and SOCS box containing 5 (gene ASB5). Gene Ontology annotation, biological process: protein ubiquitination; positive regulation of protein catabolic process; intracellular signal transduction. The record is from RefSeq and is a predicted model, not a curated record. Bases 16 to 1005 code for a protein of 329 amino acids. NCBI's taxonomy places the organism in Eukaryota, Metazoa, Chordata, Mammalia, Artiodactyla, Cervidae. Gene Ontology annotation, molecular function: protein binding. The transcript is spliced from 7 exons.